AUGAAGAUGUCUUAUUACUACACUAUUCACCUGUUUAUUCUUGUAAGUGUUUCAACAAGCCUCAAUGGAAUUUGUCAGGCUGAUCCGACAGAUGGAUUUACACGUCUUCCGCUGAACGAUGAUAAUAUAAAGCUGCAGAAACCAUAUAACGAGCCACUUGAUGAUCGUUACAGUUUUGAUGAUGGAGUUCGUAAAUUAUGGGUAUACACUAAUGACAAGCCUUACAAACAAGGGAGCCCAACCAGACCUAGGACAGAAGUUCGGAUUAAUGGUUAUGACUACUCCUCUGGAAUCUGGCAGUUCGAGGGCUAUGCAUACGUGCCAAAAGGAACUUCCGGGGUCACAAUUAUGCAAAUUCACGGUGCACGACAGGGAGCUACCACACUACAACUAAGAAUAUACAAUGGUGAUUUGAAGUACUAUAAGUUUGAUGUGAUUGAGAAAAACUUGUACGACAAAUGGUUCAGGGUAAAUGUGAUCCAUAACGUGGAUGAAGGAGAGCUGACAGUGUUCAUCAAUGGAAUCAAGAAAUAUGUGAAGAAUGAUCAAGGGCCAGGUGAUUUGUAUUUCAAAUGCGGAGUUUAUGCUGCUCCUGCUGGUUCAAGCAAGUACAUGGAGUCCAGAUGGAAAGGAAUCAAAAUCUUCAAGAAAUGAAGAACCAUGCAUACAUUAGCAUGACAACGAGGAGAAAUGAGGAGAUGAUAUUUGGCAGAUUCGGAUGUUUGCUCAACUGUGUCUUUACAUUUUAAAUGUUUUAGCUUCAAAGUAUGAUGGUUACUGCCAGGAAAUCAAUUAUGUAACAUUUAUAUACAAAAUUAUCAGUUAAUUAAGCUUGGAAGUUUGAGUUAAA
Messenger RNA from Daucus carota subsp. sativus, 850 nucleotides. Its product is annotated as citrate-binding protein-like. The coding region runs from base 1 to 654 and encodes 217 amino acids. NCBI's taxonomy places the organism in Eukaryota, Viridiplantae, Streptophyta, Magnoliopsida, Apiales, Apiaceae. The transcript has 2 exons. The record is from RefSeq and is a predicted model, not a curated record.